Messenger RNA from Drosophila arizonae, 1989 nucleotides. RefSeq lists its product as uncharacterized. Lineage: Eukaryota; Metazoa; Arthropoda; Insecta; Diptera; Drosophilidae. The record is from RefSeq and is a predicted model, not a curated record. Gene Ontology annotation, biological process: regulation of apoptotic process.
UUGUUUUUCGGUGUCUUUAACAAAACUCUGCGAAAAAACUUGUUUGGUUUUCAAUUGUGUUGAAUUGUAAAUUACCAACAUGAGCAGCUCGAAGAAAAAGAUUAAAAGUGAUCAAAUACCCAAGCCUAUAAACAUUAAGAAGGAAAAAUCGGAGGAGGAUCGAACACUUCAUCCUAUUUCUCACUACAUCGAUGAUCGCCUUGAGUUGGUCAAACAAAUAUUUGCUACACUGAAACCAAAGACAAUUAUGAAUUUAGCGCCAGCGUUUUUAAAGGAAUCUAGCUUGGAUGAAGUCGAGGAACUUUGUCUAAAUGAGCUGCUUUGCAUUUCAACUAAGCGACUGAAGUCAAUUAUCGAAGACUCGCGUUGUCCCACGGACACAGAGAGCUCUGAGGAUUCGGACGUAGAGCACAAGGAGGAGCACAUAUCGCUAGAAGAGAUAUCAUCGGACAGCGAUAUCGAGGGCAGUCAGCUGCGUCGUGCUAACAAAUUGCGGAAAUCAAGCGCUAAAAGAGCCGAUAAAAUCAAUGAAAAUAAGGAACCGGAUGGACAGAUCAGUGUGCUGGAGCUGCUUGAGCUCCAGGCGAGAGCGCGUGCUAUUCGCUCCCAGCUGGCCAUGGAGCCCAUAACAAAGAUCGAGGUGAAGUCGGAUGAUGAUGACGAAGAGAACGAGGCGACCAAGAAGCUGUCGGACAAGGAGAAGCGCAGUCACAAGCGAAAGUCGAACGAGUCGACAGCAAACAAGCCAGCUAAGAAUCAGGAUCAACCACAAACCAAUGGCAAUACCAAUGGAAAAUCAGAUCCAGCUCCUACGAAAAAGAUUAAGCUGAAGCGCAAUUAUCGUACGUCCACUAAAUCGCCGGAAAAGCAAGCCGUUAGCAAUGCAAAGGAACCUGAGAAGAAGGCAGAGCCGGUACUGGAGCAAAGCAAAUCACGUUCUGCCUCACCAGAUGUAAUACCAAUACCAACUGAGCCAGAGACACUGCUCAUAAGUGACAGCACGGAUGACGAGAGCAAGCAACCACCCAAGCAGCCAGUCGCAACAACAACAGCAGCAACAACAACAACAACCGCAACAGCAACGACAGCCGCACCAACUGCAGCAACGGCUCCCGCUGCUGUGUCACCAGAGGCACCUGCUACUGCUCCAGCUCCAGCUCCAACUCCAGCUGAGGAAAGCGAACCCGAAGAGGGCGAGGUGAGAGAGGACAGCGAAAAUGAAGCUGAAACGCAGCCAGCAGCUCCCAACGAGCAGAAGCAAGCAACUGAGACGGAAGCGCCUAAAGAAGUAGCAGAAGUAUUAGAAAAAAAAGCUGAAGCCACAACAGAGAAAGCAGCCACAGCUGAAGGGGCACCCGUUGAAACUGUGGAACAAUCAAAUAUAAAAGCAGUAGAAGAAGCAGCCGAACACCCCGCUGCAGAUGAUGAAGAUCAAAACGAUGAUGUCAUAUCCAUCGGCGGCGAUUUGGAAUUGAUUGAGGAACUGAAUACUGUAGAAGACGAGCCAGUAAAAGUCAAAAGUGAAGAGCCAGAGAAGGUAGGCGAGCCGGAUGAAGAAGACAACGAUGUCAUAUUGCUAAACACCAGCGACGAUGAUCACGAGAAGCUGCAGGAUACAAACUCAGAGUCAUGGCGCACUCGUUACCUGAAGAGCUCCAAGGUCAGUCAGGUGCUAGCAGCCUCGCGGCUGGGCAAGCGCGUGCGUGACAAAAUUAAGAAAUCGAAUCGCGCACAAAAGCGCAACGAUUCGAAGUCUGGCAGCGAUGAGAAGUCAACGUCUCAGCAACAGCAGCAACAACAAGAACAGGCUCAAUUUACCUCGAAGCAUGAGGAUGGUUCCAUAGAACAAUAUCAGGAACUACUACAGCACCGCCAGCGCAAAAGCUCAAGUAGCAGCAAGGGAGACAAAUAAACGACUCAGCGCAGCGAUUGUUAUUGAAAACUCGCUUAGUAUAUAGCCAAAUUAUAUGGCAUAUAAAAAUAAAUAAA